AUGGAGGCACUACUGUCCAGGUACUUGGAGUCGUUGGAUGGGCAGCCACUUUGCGAGCGCCUGAAAGUGGUUCUGUCACUUGUCUCGGCAAGUUCGGGAGUUGCAGGGCUCUCGGGGUCGCUGGGCGAAGGGCAGAAGAGAAAGGCGGAGAUGAUGCAAGCAGAGAAGCUGGAAAAGCCGGAUUCCAGCAAGCCAGUUGAUGCCUGCGGGGACAAGGCUGUGCGCCUGAUGCAGAAGGCCAGCCAAAUGUGGCAGAACCAGCCGUCCGAGUGCCGGGAAGCGUACGUGGAGUCUCUGGAGCAGGAGAUGCAAGAGGCCGACGGAGCUGAGAACUCGGCCAAGCUGCGCAUGGUCCUGCGCCGAGCCGCAGCUGCGCUUUCCCCGCCACGGCGUUUGGGCGACGGAUGCGAGGGCAAGACGCCGUCUAUCGCAUGCAACGACCAGUCGCUGGCACCCAACUUGCAAACCCGGCUUCGCAAAAUCGUGCUCCGCUGCCUGGAUCGAGUGGACCUGGCAGAUGUGCGUCUUGCACCGGUGCUGCAAUGCUUGCAGUCGCUGCUCCGAACAUUUCAGGAGCUGGUCACCGGUGAAAGCAGGAUCGCUUGCAAGAAGCAAUGGGCUCGGCUACAAGACAGGUGUGCGAGCACUGUGCCACCCGAAGCAGCAGCAAGCUUGUCCGCGUGUGCAAAGGGAGCCGAAGAUUGUGCUGGCAUUGCCAAGCCCGAGUCUUCAGCAUCAUGCCCCCAUGGCAAGCUGAGACGAAGCUGCGCUCAAUGCACAGGCUGUCCACACGGCAAGCGGGCUAACGAUUGCCCGCAAUGCAGUGUUUGCCCGCACGGAAUUGUCAAGCGCAACUGCUCGGAAUGCACACCCUGUCCACAUGGCAAGGUCAAGUAUGAUUGUACGCAAUGCACUGGAUGUGCGCACGGUAAGCAGAAAAGGUUCUGCCUGCAGUGUGGCGCAUGCGCGCACGGCAGGAUCAAGCAAAACUGCAUAGAAUGCAGCGCAUGCCCGCACGGAAAAAUCACACGCAACUGCUUGCAGUGCAGCGGAUGCCCACAUGGCAAGCUCAAGCAGAAUUGCUUGCAGUGCAGCGCAUGCCCACAUGGCAAGAUCAAGACCAGCUGCGUGCAGUGCAGCGCAUGCCCGCACGGAAAUGUCAAGCGCAACUGCGUGCAGUGCAGCGCAUGCCCACAUGGAAAGAUCAAGCAGAAUUGCUUGCAGUGCAGCGCAUGCCCACAUGGCAAGAUUAAGAAGAACUGCGUGCAGUGCAGCGCAUGCCCGCACGGCAAGCUGAAGAGGAACUGUCGUAUGUGUGCCGAAGCAAGGGGAAAAGAGAACUGCGCGCCGCCAAGCUGGAUUUUCAAUUGUUUGGCUAUUGCAAAGUAG
Molecule: messenger RNA, 1389 nt
Organism: Effrenium voratum
Lineage: Eukaryota; Dinophyceae; Suessiales; Symbiodiniaceae
Source: the annotation of a GenBank genome assembly